AUGACCCACGACUCCAUCGGCCUGGGCGAGGACGGCCCCACCCACCAGCCCAUCGAGCACCUGGCGUCCUUCCGCGCCAUGCCCAACAUGCUGAUGAUCCGCCCCUCGGCCGGCAAUGAGACCGCGGGCGCCUACAAGGUGGCCGUGGCCAACCGCAAGCGCCCCACCACCAUCGCGCUGUCGCGCCAGGGCAUGCCCAACCUGCCCGGCUUGAGCGCCGAGGGUGUUGAGAAGGGCGCCUACAUCAUCAAGGACAGCGAGGGCACCCCCGACGUGAUCUUCAUCGGCACCGGCAGCGAGCUGGAGCUGGCCUACAAGGCGGCCGAGGCUCUGGAGAAGGACGGCAAGAAGACGCGCGUCGUGUCCUUCCCCAGCUGGGAGCUGUUUGAGGAGCAGAGCGCCGAGUACAAGGAGAGCGUCUUCCCCGCCUCCGUCACCCGCCGCGUGGCCGUGGAGGCCGGCUGCAGCCAGGGCUGGCACAAGUACAUCGGCCUGCAGGGCGCCUUCAUCGGCAUCGACUCCUUCGGCGCCUCCGCCCCCGCCCCCGUGCUGUACGAGAAGUUCGGCAUCACCCUGGACAACAUGGCAGAAAAUACUCCUGCAGCGCUAGUGGAGGAGGAGCAGGGUGCAGGUCUCGCUAAUCGCGACGAGGACGCCGGCUUCUCGCCCAAUCGUCCAGCAGCAGCAUUUUCCGUUCUUUGCAACGAGCGUGGGACUGCCGUCGAGGACACUUUUGUCCUUAUGGACGACCUGCUGCUUGAGCCAGCGUUGCUGCCAGGCGGCGGCGACGCGCAGCCCGCUGCCUGCGACGCGCCUUCUCGGCAUGUUCCGGCGGUGCGCCUCUUCGGUGUUUACGACGGCCACGGAGGGGGUGCCGCAGCCAAGCAUUGCGCACGCCGGCUGCACCAUUUUGUGGCUGCGCGGCUGCGGGCAGUGCUGCGGCCGGGGUCAAGCGGGGGCGCGGUGCUGGACGGCAGCGUGCUUGACUCGCCCGAGGUGGCGACUGCCCUGCGCGAGGCUUUUGUCGCUACCGACACUGAGCUGAAGGCGGGCGGCAUGCUCGAUACGAACAGUGGCUCAACAGCUGUCGUGGCGCUGCUGACGCCGUCCACUGUGUGGCUUGCAUGGGCGGGCGACUCCAGGGCGGUGCUCGUGCGCGGCGGCCAGGCUGUGGCGGCCACGAACGACCACCGGCCGGCGCGAGAGGACGAAAAGGAGCGCAUCGAGCAGGCGGGUGGCAUGCUGCUCAACAACGGCGGCCUGCGGCUGAUGGGUAUGCUGGCCACCACGCGCGCCAUCGGUGACCAUGACCUGCAGCCCUACGGCCUCACUCCCGUCCCCGAGGUCAUGCGCCUCCCCCGCAGCAGCGAUGACGAGUUCCUGGUGCUCGCCAGCGACGGGCUGUGGGAUAAGGUGGGACCUCAGGAGGCUGCCAAUUUCGCGCACGGCGCGUGGGCACGCGUCCAGGGCGCGCGCGCCAGCGACUGUGGCGCUCUUGAGAGCGGCGACGCCAGCCCCACGCCAUCGCCUCCGCCGGCCGCGUCGCCGCUUGACGGCCCUGCCCUGUCGCUUGGCCCUGCGCCAUCGCUGGCCUCUGCGCCUUCUCGCGCCCGCGGUGCCAGCGGUCGCCGCCGCAGCACGUGCGGCGCAUGCAAGGCGGCGCGCGUAGCGGCGGCGGCGAUGACCAAGUGCGCUCGCAGCCGUCGCAGCCGCGACGAUACCACCGUUGUGGUUGUGAAUCUGCAGCAGGCCUGCGCCUGCGCCAACAGCUGGGCCACCAUCUGCGCAGACGCGAGCGCGCUGCCUGGCGUCAGCAGCAGCAGUGACAGCGCGUUUGCGGCGCCUUGCAUGGAACGGAGCACAGCACGGGCCGUGCCAUGCGGUAGUGGUGCAACGGCCGCCGUGGCGGGGAGCUGCAGUGGCGGUCCGCAAGGAGUGCUCCAGGACCAGCACGUUGAGCAGCAGCAGCAGCAGCAGCAGCAGCAGCAGCAGCAGCAGCAGCAGCAGGAGCAGGUAGAGACGGAGCAGCCGCAGCAGCAGCAGCAGGCGACCAUCAAGAAGCGGCCUUCACUGCUUGCGGAGGAGGAGGCGUCGAAGCGUCACCACGGACCCUUUGGCACGGCUGUCUCGGCAGGGGCGCCCGCGCGCUUCUGCGAUGGCCUGGCAGAGGCCUCCCCUUUUGCGAUUGGCCAGCCUCUCGACUCUCUGGGGGCGGCUUGCGCGUGCAUGGGCGCUGGCGUGUUCAGUGCAGCGCACGCGGGCACACCGUCGGGGCUCCCAGGUCCGGGCCUGCACAGCAGCAGCCCGGGCCCAGCUUCGGCGGGCCCGUUUGGCAGCAUCGUCGGCAACGGCUGCGCAGCUACCGGGUCUGCCGGCGCCCUGCAGGCGCUGGCGCGGCAGCUGUCCCUGUCCCUCGCGGCGGCGGCGGCCGGCACUGCGGCGCGCGCCGGCAGCGUCAGCCCCAGCCGGGGUGGCGAGGCGCCGCACGAGGUUCUGGAGCGCAUUGCCCGGGAGCGGUCCCUCAGCAGCUCAGGCCACCUGUGUGUCGUGGCGUCGAGCGGCGCCGAGGGGCGCAGCGAUUGGUGA
Molecule: messenger RNA, 2586 nt
Organism: Monoraphidium neglectum
Lineage: Eukaryota; Viridiplantae; Chlorophyta; Chlorophyceae; Sphaeropleales; Selenastraceae
Product: transketolase
Exons: 5
Coding region: 1-2586 (861 amino acids)
Biological process (GO): pentose-phosphate shunt
Cellular component (GO): cytosol
Molecular function (GO): cation binding; transketolase activity
Source: RefSeq, a predicted model, not a curated record